GAAAUUAAAAAAAAAACUUAAUUUUUAAAAGACAAUCUAUUGUGCCAGUAAAAAAAAAGUAAGGAUUCGAGAAAGAUCGUCGACCUCUGUAUCAAUAUAUUUUUGAGAAAAUGAAAACAGAAAAGAAGUCAUUAUCUUUACAUAAAGGUAUUACGCACAAUUUAAAUGUAGACAUGGAAGUUGAUUUGGAGAGAGCGUUAGAACUUUGUGGCGCAGGUAAAUAUCAGGUAUUUCAUUGUGCUCUUAUGGUGGCAAUUCUUGGCGCAGCUAUACUGGAAAUGGUUGGAUGCUCUUUUAUCCUGCCAGCUGCAGCUUGUGACCUUGACUUAUCAAAUAGCAUGAGAGGAAUUAUUACGUCAUUACCAAAUAUAGGUGUAAUAAUAACAGCACCAUUUUGGGGGCGUGCUGCUGAUACCUUUGGGAGGAAACCAGUUCUACUGUUCUCCACUUCUGUGUCAGGGAUAAUCGGUCUGAUUGCUGCAUUCAUGCCCAGCCUACUCAGUUUUGGUUUAUGCAAGUUCCUUGGUUCGCUUUUUCUUUCCUGUCCUUCGUCACUUGGUUUCGCGUACGUAGGAGAGCUAAUGCCAAAAAAACGACGGGAUCUCGCUGUACUGAUAUGCAACGCUUCACUUAUGCUUGUCGCUUCCUUGUGUCCUAUUAUCGCUUGGGGCGCUCUUUCUUACGACUGGUGGAACAGCCCACUAAAUCUGCGCUCAUGGCGAGUACUGACUGCAAUGUACGUCGCACCCCUCAUCCUUGCUGCGCUGUGGCUCACGCAGGCUAAGGAAAGCCCCAAGUUUCUUAUGACAAAGGGCGAGGAUAAAAAAGCAUUGGAUGUCUUGAAGCACAUUUAUGCGUCGAACAGCGGUCGACCGAAGGAAAAUUAUUGUGUAACAUCAUUGAAGUUCUCAGCUGAAGAUAACGAGCAACGAUUUAGUGAUGGAAACUGUGAGCUUGGUGAGGGAACCAUGAAAAACUCCGCAUUCGCACUCCUCCGACCUCCGCAUGUGAAAUGGUUAGCCUUGACAGGCUUCCUUAUGUUUGGGCUGUUUUCGUUAUUAAACGGAUUGUUUUUGUUCGCUCCGGAUACAAUAAAUAAGAUGAUGACGCAUUCCUCCAACGAACCAGUCACAAUAUGCACGCUGAUGAACCAGCCAGAAAAUUUGACAUUAUCAGAUAAGUGCGUUGAUCAGAUAUCUUUUGCAACGUUCGAGGUCACAGUGGUGACGUCACUGAUAUACGGCACACUCGUGAUGCUGAUCAGUCUCAGCCCUCUCGCGAAGAGAACGUCCCUGAUAUGCAUGUUCGUUCUUGCCAGUGCCACUUGUCUCGUAUCUGCUAUGACGACAAACAGAAUAAUCGCCGGGGUUUCGAUGUCGGCUCUGCAAAUAACUGCACUCGGAAUUGGACCAAUAACAGCUUACUCUGUUCAGCUCUUCCCGACCAGCUUAAGGGCAACAGCAAUAGGUGCAGUUAUGAUGUUUGGACGAAUGGGAUCCGUAAUUGGCGCUAAUGUUACUGGAAUCUUCCUCGCUGGAACAUGCACAAUUAUUUUCUAUAUAUUCUCUGCGCUGCUGAUUCUGUGCGCCGGUCUUAGUUUUCUUCUACCAAACGACAAACCAGCGAGCAACGAGCAUUGAGACGCCUGGAAUAAAUUGACCACUUUUGACGCUAGGUUUAUUAAACAAAAAUAUUGUAAAAGUAACCACACUUUACAUUUACAAAGUGAAAAAUAUUUUUAAAUUAAGAAUAAUUUAAAAAUAAUACCAAACAAGAUCUUUUAAAUGUGUUUUUAAUGCGUCGUAUUUAUUUAAGUUUAAUUAAUUGGUAGUACAAAAAAAUAAUAAUAACGAAACGUAAUUGUAUUAAAUGGAUAUCUAAUUAUAUAUUUUUUAUGUUCAUUUAACAGAUAAGCGGCAAGUAUUGUCCUGUAGGUAAUGAUUUAUGCGAACAAAUAAAAUAAUUAUCAUUAAUUAUUGUAAUAUGUAUUUUAUUCUAGA
Molecule: messenger RNA, 2000 nt
Organism: Nymphalis io (European peacock)
Lineage: Eukaryota; Metazoa; Arthropoda; Insecta; Lepidoptera; Nymphalidae
Product: putative transporter svop-1
Exons: 12
Coding region: 111-1640 (509 amino acids)
Biological process (GO): transmembrane transport
Molecular function (GO): transmembrane transporter activity
Source: RefSeq, a predicted model, not a curated record